AUGCCUCAAAAAAGAAAAGAUUAUGUCCGCUUUGCCGUGGGGCAAUACGCAAAGGAAAGAAAAAUCCGGCAGCAAGAGCUAGCCAAAGAAAAAGCCAGCCUCUCAAGUGAGGUGAAAACCUUGCAGCGACAAAUCCAGAGACUAGAUAAUAAGGUAUUCAAAUUCUGCUUACAAUUUUAACAUACGAUUGCAACGAGGGUUGGAACGAGGUUUGAUUUCCUUCUCAUGUUUACCUAUUCUUUCUUAUUCUUUGCAUAUCUGUAGGUGAUCAUUUAAUCGAAACGUUUUUCUUUUUUCUAUCCGAUAUCGGGCCUUUUUUUAACACAGAUCGACAUAAAUUUGUAACACGAUCCUGUAAGAGAUUCCUCUUAGUCAAUAACAAUACAUCUAGUCACGCAAGUGAGGAGAAAUCGACAUUUGAUAUACAGUAAACACCGUUGCUUGUUAAAUUCUCUUAUUUAAGACUGAGAGAAUCAAAAUUAAAGAUGAAAAAUCCACACUACUGCACGCAAUGUAAUAUUUGGAAUAUAUUAAUAUCUAUUUACAUUCAUAAACAGAGAAUCUUUUUAGCUCUUUGAUUUUGACAACAAUGUUUUAAAGACAUUAGUAUUUCUCCAAAAUUAUACUGACAGAUUUAAGCAAGUACAAUUGUACAUGUAGAAGAGACUAUCGUUUUGAAAUGAAUGGGUACAAGGUUUUAAAAACAACGGAAUGCUUUUUGCCAGCUUGCUGUGAUAUUACAAGGGCGGCCACAAAUAAGAUAUGAGAUGGCAUAAUCUUUGAUAAUCAGCCUGGUCAUAAUUGCAUCUCCUGUUGAAACCUCCCAUUAAACAAUCGAAAUAAAAAAAUCUGAUCAAAACAGAUUUUAAAAGCAACAUGUUACAAAUCAAACUUGAAAAAUAUUUUUGCAGAAGGUUGGCCCCAGCAUGACUCAAUGCAAUGUAAUGUUUGGAAUAUAUUAAUAUCUAUUUACAUUCAUAAACAGAGAAUUUUUUUAGCUCUUUUAUUUUGACAACAAUGUGUUAAAGACAUUAGUAUUUCUUCAAAAUUAUACUGACAGACUUAAGAAAGUACAAUUGUACAUGUAGAGACUAUGGUUUUGAAUGAACGGGUACAAGGUUUUAAAAACAACGGAAUGCUUUUUGCCAGCUUGCUGUGAUAUUACAAGGGCGGCCACAAAUAAGAUAUGAGAUGGCAUAAUCUUUGAUAAUCAGCCUGGUCAUAAUUGCAUCUCCUGUUGAAACCUCCCAUUAAACAAUCGAAAUAAAAAAAUCUGAUCAAAACAGAUUUUAAAAGCAACAUGCUACAAAUAUAACUUGAAAAAUAUUUUUGGGGAAGGUUGGUCGCAGCAUGACUCAACAUCUUACUUAUACUUUAAUAGGUGUAAGCCAAUAUAAUAUUUUUCAGAAAAAAGAACUUGGAGAAUGUCUGUCAGCUGAGAGUCAAGAAAAGAAUGUUCACACCCCUGAAGGUGAAAUAAAGAUAGAUGACUUUGUCAUUUUUGUAUGAGAAAAUAUUUGUUUGAAUAAAAGGAGGCCCAUGUGUAUGACAUUUAUCUGCUGAUAUAAAUUUAAAAAUAUGAAAAGUAACAGACCAUAAUCUUUGCUCUCUGUUUUUAAACAGUGACACGUGUACGUCCACCAACGAACACUGUCUCACCUCAGACACUACAGCGUAGAUGUAGAGAAACAUUUCAGGCUGCCAUGAAGAUUCAUGGAGGAACAAAAUCUAACAAAAGACCUGCACUUGAUGGUCUCUACCACACUGUUUCUAAAAAAUGCAAAACUAGUGUGCUUGGUGAUUAUAUAUUAUCUAACAGUAAGGUUACAAAUUAUGUCAUUAAGCAAUGUAAGCGAAGGCAGUUGGCAGAAUUUGAAUGUUCAAAAGAUAAUAUAUUGCGAAGUAUAGCUACUUACUAUACUUCUGGGGUAAUGGGGAAAAGGAAAUAUCAAGCUGUGAGGCAGGCAUCCUCAAUGAAGUCCAGUAAUUUAAAGAGGGGGGGUAAAACAGCAAUUAAUUUUAUGCCAAACUGUCCCAUACCAAAACUUAUCACUUAUAAUUCUCUUGUAAGUGAAAUUAAAAAGAUUGACAUAGGAAAGGUUUAUUAUAUUGAGGAAGAAUUCUGUACUGACAUAGAUGAUGAAAAUAUUAAUGGGUGCUUUAGAGAUUUACGAGAGUAUUUACCACGGCUAGCAAAAUUUUACUUAAAUAUGCAGGGGAAACGCAAAGGUGCAUUGAAAUGGUUUGGGGAAACAGAGGGUAGGUUUCUUGUUGCAUUUGGGGGGGAUGGAUGUCCUUUUGGUAAAAAUGAAUCUGCUUGUUCAUUCCUUAUUAGUUUUCUGAAUGUAGGAAAGAGAGUGGCAUCCAGCAGUGACAAUUUUUUAGUCUUUGGUGCUAAUGUAGAGGAGACGUCUCCUGUUGUAAAAAAGUACUUAAAUUCUGUAUGCAAACAAAUUGUAGAUUUAGAUGGACGUAUAUUUGAAAUUAAUGGUUUACAAGUGUCAUUUCAUUUUGAGGAGCUUCCCAAUGACAUGAAAAUGCUUGCAAUGCUUGGUGGGGAGCUAAGCAAUUCUGCUACAUUCUUUUCGUCAUUUGCAAAUGUGAGUACAAAUGACUGUACUGACUUAAGCGGCACAUUUGGGUCCAGCCCUUCAUGUAAAUGGAAACCCUGGGAGUAUUCAAGUAGACUGAAGGUUGUUCAAAAAGUAGAUUCUUUGAAGUCCUCCCUGGAUGGGAAACCUUUGUCCAGAAAACAGAAGAGAACUAAAGUAACAGAAUUUAUAGCUCGUCAAAAGAGCCGUCAAGAAUGUCUUCCUUUGGUGGGUAAGUUAAUUGACAAAGCUCAUGUAGAGCCACUUCAUCUCAAAAAUAAUGCUUGGGGGUAUUUUUUCAAAGUAUUGUUAAAGGAGGCAGUGGCCAAAUCCAACAUACCAGCAACCUGUAAAACAUUUGCAGAGGUCCCACAGGAUACCUGUCUAGGGAGAGUGGUCACUGCUCUCAAAUGUGAAGUGAAGGCUGGUCGCUUGGCCAAAAAGGUUCGAAAAUGGUUUGACGAAACACAGGGUAAGUCGGGGGAUUUACAGUAUCGUUUUACAGGCAAAGAGUCACGGUUGUUUUGUCACAACUUUGCAAGGUUGUUGACAUUUUUGAGGCAGGAAGGAGACAGUCAAAAACAACAGCAGACUGUGCUCACCCUUGCUUAUGUUGGGUUAAGACUGAGGGAUUUGUGUUCAAUCAUCAAUCGAUUUGAAGUGGAAGAUACUCAUCUUGAGCAACUUCCGACCUUAGCACAAGAGUACUAUCGUGCCAAUGCACUACUAUUACCCACCUCAGUAAAUCCCACCAUCUGGACCAUUGGUCAUGUUGUGCCUGCUCAUGCCAGGCAAGUCUAUGAUAAGUACGGUCAAGGUCUUUUAACAGUAACAAUGGAAGGUAGAGAAGCUAAGCAUAUAGCUUUGCAAAAGUUGAGUGCAAACACCACCUACCAGAAUCGAUGGGCUGAAAUUUUCAGGCAUGAAUUUAUUAUGUUACUAUGGUUACCUGAACAGCAUCAUGAACCUUGUUCUUACACUCCUAGUAAAAAUGUUUACAUUCCCCAAAGGGUUUUUAAUGACACUAACUAUUGUUAUUGUGGACUACAUAAAGCUGAUCCUGCUGACCAAAGCUGUUGUUUAUGUGGUGAUCAUCUUAUGACACUAAUACAUAAAAGUGUAAAAGAAGGGAAAAUUGUUGCAGGGUUAUCUUAG
Molecule: messenger RNA, 3746 nt
Organism: Porites evermanni
Lineage: Eukaryota; Metazoa; Cnidaria; Anthozoa; Scleractinia; Poritidae
Source: the annotation of a GenBank genome assembly